Haplochromis burtoni (Burton's mouthbrooder) is the source of this 4069-nucleotide messenger RNA. RefSeq names its product lactase-like b (gene lctlb). Gene Ontology annotation, molecular function: beta-glucosidase activity. Gene Ontology annotation, biological process: carbohydrate metabolic process. The transcript is spliced from 18 exons. The record is from RefSeq and is a predicted model, not a curated record. Bases 1407 to 3068 code for a protein of 553 amino acids. NCBI's taxonomy places the organism in Eukaryota, Metazoa, Chordata, Actinopteri, Cichliformes, Cichlidae.
ACAGGAACCAAAGUUUGGCUAGUAGCGGUAGCCGUAGCUGUAGCACAACAUCUCUGCUGCUUUUCCUAUCCUAAAUAAGAAGCUUCAGGAGGCACUUUAUCCUGUGUUUCAAUAAUUUUGGCGUUGGUAUGGAGUUGUAGGCUGAAUUUAUAAACGGAGUAUUGAGGAAUGGUCUGACUGCAGCAGCAAAUAUGCUUAGCCGUCUGCAGGAGUUAAAGAAGGAAGAGGAGACUCUUCUAAAAAUCAAAGUCAUGCUACAGGACCAACUGAACAGGUUAAAGUUUGAAGAGGGGGCCCUGAAGUCUAUUAUUAAUGCUCAAACAGAAGAAGGAACCUCUCAACGCUUAUCGCCCGAACCUGAGGUUGAGGUUAAUCUGGAUGAUGAAAGUGAGAUUAAUCGAACCAAACUCCUCUUGAAUGCUGCGGCAGAUUAUGAUAUGGAAGAAGAAGAAGAGGAGGAGGAUGAGGAGGAGGAGGAGGAGGAAGAUGAGGAGGGGGAUGAGGAUGACAACGAACUCGGAUUUUUGCCUGAGGAGGAUGAGGAGGAAGAAGAUUACUGAGAUCCAUCAGUGUUAGUAUUUACACCACUGAAGAAGAACAUGAACAGAUGCCUGUUAUUUGUUCACCUGUUUUGUAUUAUCACUGAAGACGUUUUAUUUAUUUGGGUGGAGUAAGUAGCAGUGUCACAAUGUCCGGUGCUAGCAAUAUCUCCUCUUUUGCUGGAUUUAAGGCACGUCACCAGGAUUUCACACCAUGUUAGUCAUAUGUCAAACUUUGUGGGAAAUCUGCUGCUGAAAUGCUUUGAGGCAGUGUUAUGAGAAACUCAUAGCUUUCUAAACAUAUUGUGUAUUUUCGGAGAAUGAAAGCAUCAACCCACUUUGAGAAUUAGAAGGUCUGAUGUUGAGAUGUGUCUGUUGAUGAAAAUGUAUGGCUGGGCCAUAUAAGGAGAUAGUAUGUCUGUAUUAUGUAAGCACAAAAUAAAUGUUUUGCAUACAUUUUCACCAGCCUGUUUUUUUUACAGUGUACACUUCAAGAUAACAUCUGUGUUCACUUCGUGUCCUAACCUGACCCGGGCAAAUGGGUAGUGCAGUGCAAACACUUUCCACGAGAAAACCAUUCAGCAUUUUCUAAACAGUUAAAACAAUACAGCGAGCCUCACAAUAAGGCCAGCUUUCAUCCUGACAGCAGGGACAGCUCUGGAGAAGGGUGGUGCUACAACAGGGAAUGUAUAAUAGAGAUUGCACAAAUAACAGCUGUCCACAGGGUCUGCUAGUCCAGGAGAGAGCUGCCAUUCACCCCAAAGUCACUGCGCAGACCUGCAAAUGCCUUGUUCGUAAGGUUAACAGGUGGUAGUGAGCGACUGAAGCAGAGUGAGACACGAACUGUGCUGCAGGCUCAAAAGUACCAUGCUGCCCCGCUGUGCAGUCGGUGUGUGCCAUGUGCUUAUGUUGGUGCUGUGUGUGUCUGCGGCUGAGGACUUCGACUGGACAAAGAACCACCACGGCUCCUUCUAUUAUGGCACUUUUCCAGCUGGAUUUUCGUGGGGUGCCGGAGGUUCAGCCUAUCAAACAGAAGGAGCCUGGGACAAAGAUGGAAAAGGACUGAGCAUCUGGGACGUGUUCAGUCAUAAGAAAGGCAAGAUCCAACGAAAUGACACUGGGGAUUUCUCCUGUGAGGGCUACUACAAAGUCAAGGAUGAUAUUUCUCUGAUGAAGGAGCUGAGGCUUAACCACUAUCGUUUCUCUAUCUCAUGGCCUCGACUCCUUCCCACUGGCAUAAAAUCUGACCAUGUAAAUGAAAAGGGAAUACAGUACUACGAUCACCUGAUCAACCACCUACUGGAGAACAAAAUCACUCCGAUUGUUACUUUGUAUCACUGGGAUCUUCCACAGGUCUUGCAAGAGAAAUAUGGUGGAUGGCAAAAUAUAAGCAUGGUCAAUUAUUUCAAUGAAUUUGCUAACCUGUGCUUUGAGAGAUUUGGCGACCGAGUCAAGUACUGGAUCACUUUCAACAAUCCAUGGUCUGUAGCUGUUGAAGGUUAUGAGACGGGGGAACACGCUCCUGGACUGAGGCUGAGGGGAACGGGAGCAUACAGAGCUGCACAUCAUAUCAUUAAGGCACAUGCUAAAGUUUGGCACACGUAUGACUCACAGUGGAGGGGGAAGCAAAAAGGUCUGGUUGGCAUCUCUCUGUCGGGGGAAUGGGGAGAACCGGUGGAUAUCAGCAACCAGAAAGACAUUGAAGCAGCUGAGAGAUAUGUCCAGUUCCACCUGGGAUGGUUUGCCACACCGAUCUUUCAUGGCGACUACCCUCAAGUGAUGAAAGACUUCAUAGGGAGAAAGAGUGUCCAGCAGGGCCUCGGGACGUCUCGACUGCCCACAUUUUCCCCUCAAGAGAAGAGCUACAUAAAGGGGACCUGUGACUUCCUUGGCAUUGGUCAUUUCACCACCCGCUACAUCACCCAAAAAAACAACCCAUCGGGCCGUAGCAGCAGCAACUACUUUAGUGACCGUGACCUGGCUGAGCUAGUUGACCCAAGAUGGCCUGACCCUGGAUCAGAGUGGCUCUAUGCCGUGCCCUGGGGUUUUAGACGUCUGCUCAAUUUUGUCAAGACUCAGUAUGGGAACCCAAUGAUUUAUGUGACUGCAAAUGGAGUCUCUGAGAAGAUGUUAUGCACAGAGCUUUGUGAUGAAUGGAGGAUAGUGUACUACAAAGACUACAUCAAUGAGAUGCUUAAAGCUAUCAAAGACGGAGUCAAUGUGAAGGGCUACACUGCAUGGUCGCUGCUGGACAAAUUUGAGUGGGAUGAAGGUUUCUCUGAGAGAUUUGGCUUGUACUAUGUGGACUUCAGGAACAAAAACAAGCCUCGCUAUCCCAAAGCUUCUGUUCAGUUUUACAAACGCAUUAUCAGCUACAAUGGAUUUCCCAAUCAAAGAGAGGUUGAAAACUGGAGGCGAAAGGCAGUUGAGACGUGCUCUUCCAGCAAUCAGCUUCUAGCUGCAGCUAGAAGAAAAUCCCAGGAACAUGCAGAAAUGCCAAAGGUUUGGCCUGUGCAUGAUGAAGUUUAGAACUUGAGGACCCUUUGACCAGCCACAUGGAGAUGGUGACUGAGAUCGUUGUUCCCACUGUGUGCACACUCUCCAUUUUGCUCAGUGCCAUCUUCCUCAUGUUCCUGCUGCGGAGGCGUAACUAGGAAGGCUUUCGUGUUUAUACAUCACAAGCAUCGGCACACACACAUAUGCACACAUUUAAAAUGUAAGUGCAUCACUUCUUUAUUGGAUAACGUGUGAAUAUAAAUACAUCAUUUGAGCUGAACUGAAAGAACUGGUGAUUUUUAUCGAUUUGAUGUGUGUAAAGCGUUUUGCUCUAAAAUGACUGGUUUUGCGUAGAAGGAAAAAGGAGUCAGAGUUUCUAAUUAAACUGCUGCUAUAGGAUACUGGUAUUGCAAAGACGCCAGGUGAUCUACUGAUCUACUUUCAUUUGGAUACAGCUAAGUUGUUUGGCAGAAUAUUUCCUGUCUUUCCUUGAGCAGCAAAAUGUGAAAAUAAAGAUGUGACUGGAAAAAACAUAUACACACAAAAAACAUAUACACACACACACACAAACGACUGAAAUUUGCUGUUGAGGCGUUAGUAGCAUGUUUUAUAAAUUCAUGCAAAGUUGACAAGGCUGCAGUACGCCAUAGUGGAGAAGAAAGCAGGAUCCUCACUGUCCCCAUUCACGGUUUCAUUUGGAUAGUCUAAAAACAAAAGAAUAGUUAAAGAAGAAUAUUGUUAUCGAUACUUUACUGGGCUAGUCACUUAUAUAUUCAGUAAAUAAAAAUCACCUGUUUCAAAGAUGACAUGAUCAACCAGUGGUCUGUCACUAAGAUGUAAGGAGGUCCUGACCUCACGAGGACCAUGACCACUGGACACCUCAACCCCCCACAGUAUUGGGUGCUCCCUGUAGAGCACAAAGAUGAACACAGAAAAACUCAAUUCUGUGUAAAAAAAAGAAGAAAGAAAAAAAGCCUAACAUCUACCAAUAUAUCCUUUGACUUUCAAUAAAUGUUUUAUGUGGUUUCUCGCAA